AUGACCAAGGCUAGGUUACCUAAUUCUGGCUUAAGCAUUGGUUGCCGUUCAACGGCUUUGGCUAGGCUUCCCAGCCUUGGCCCAGGCUCGCGAAAAAAAUUAUAUACAACGGGGCCUGUCUUGGCACAAGACUGGGUUGCCAAGACUCGGUCGAACUAUACUGGUCCACGACUGGACCACUACUCAACUGACAAGUCUUGGUUGAUCAGUCUUGAGUCAAGACCCACCCAAUAUCUAUCUAACAAGUCUUGGUUUGCCAGUGUUGAACCAAGACCCAGCCACUAUUGA
Molecule: messenger RNA, 288 nt
Organism: Cotesia congregata
Lineage: Eukaryota; Metazoa; Arthropoda; Insecta; Hymenoptera; Braconidae
Source: the annotation of a GenBank genome assembly